This is a messenger RNA of Paramuricea clavata, 1125 nucleotides long. The record is from the annotation of a GenBank genome assembly. Lineage: Eukaryota; Metazoa; Cnidaria; Anthozoa; Malacalcyonacea; Plexauridae.
AUGAGUCCUGAGAGCCAAAAUGAAUUUAUCAAGAUGUUAGUCGAUGAAUACAGAGAAAUGAUAGAUGCAGAGAUAAGCAAGGCUCCUUUUACAGCUGUAAUUGCAGACACCACCCCAGAUGUGUCAAAUGAUGACCAAAUGGCUUUUGCUGUUCGAUUUGUUAAUGACGAGGGAAAACCAUGCGAACGUUUACUCGAGACAAAGAUAGUAAUCGAUAAGACGGGCGCAGGCCUUGCUAAAGCUAUUUUGCAAGCAGCACAAGAAAGAAAUGUAGACACCACCAACAUCAGGUAUCAAACGUACGACAGCGCAUCAUCGAUGUCUGGAAAAUACAAAGGGGCACAACAGAUUUUUUCAGAAUUAUUAGAGCGACCAAUUAUUUAUACGGCUUGUCUACCUCAUGGCUCGAAUUUAGUUAUUGAACAUGCGUUCGAUGCAAGCCCUAUCAUCAGUAAUAUGUAUGUCAACUUAGAAGCACUGUAUGUUUUCUUCGCUGCAAGCACGAAACGUACUUUCAACCUAAAUGAAGUGAUGAAAACGUCUUCAGACUGUCUGAAAUUGACUAACUUGUCAAAAACAAGAUGGACUGCGCGGCCAGAUGCAAUAAAAGCUGUUUGGGUAGAUUACGACGAGAUCUGCCAAAGCUUGCAAGAGAUAUCUCAAGAUAGAAAAUUUGACCAAGAGAGCAGAACCAAAGCAUUAGGGUUGCUGAGCAAAAUAAAAAGCUUUGACUUUAUUUUUGCUAUUAUGUUCAUGAAGAACAUAAUGUUUAAAAUGAAGAUGAUGGUUGACCUUCUGCAGACGGAAGAGUUGGAUGUUAGCGGUGCUUUGUUGGCGAUGCAAGAGACAAAAGACAGUCUCAAUAGAAUUCGAAGAACCGAAAACGCCAUUAAUAACGAAGUCCAGGCAGCAUGCCUAUUCGAUAGUCAAUUCAACGUUGACGCAGAAGCUGAAUUUCAAAGGAUUCAUCGAAAACGUGUCCCACCAAGAUGUCUGGAUGCAAAUCCUGAAACCCAGACCAAUAUGUCUAUGGCAACGUUUUAUAGAAAAGAGGUUUUCCUUUUUCUCGACACAAUGGUGGAGGGUGUUAUCAGCAAAGAUAAAUGGCCUGGAGUACUCAUUUAG